Messenger RNA from Hemisphaericaspora subhashii, 2664 nucleotides. RefSeq lists its product as uncharacterized. The transcript has a single exon. Gene Ontology annotation, biological process: intracellular sterol transport. NCBI's taxonomy places the organism in Eukaryota, Fungi, Ascomycota, Pichiomycetes, Serinales, Debaryomycetaceae. Bases 1 to 2664 code for a protein of 887 amino acids. The record is from RefSeq and is a predicted model, not a curated record. Gene Ontology annotation, molecular function: sterol binding; sterol transfer activity. Gene Ontology annotation, cellular component: endoplasmic reticulum-plasma membrane contact site; plasma membrane; cortical endoplasmic reticulum.
AUGCUGCUACCACUAAAUGAUCCAAUUGAAGAUGAUGAAGAUGCUUGGUCUUAUUCAUUUCCUUCUACUAAUGGAUCAUUAGGAUCUUCAAAUGAUAACAAUAGUGACAAUAAACAACCUGAAUCUACGCGAAAACCUCCUAAUGGAAACAUCAGAUCAAAUAAGAAUGGCCAUACAAUCACAAGAUCAAAUAAUAAUAAUGGAUUAGCAAUCGAACCACUUUUAACAAGAGACGACAAUAAUUCAACAAAUGAUAAACCCACAGAAGUAGAUCCAAUAAAAGUAGUUUGCCAAGAAUCAGGUCCUUUGAAAUCUUCAAUAUCUUUACAAUCUGCAUUAGCUAAAUCAGCACCCUUAGAUCCUUUGAUGACAAAAGAAGAUGCCAAUUCAAUAAUAUCCAAAGAAGGAACAGAUAGCAAUAUAGGAUCUAACACUUCACCUACUGCACCUCAACGAUUCCUAAAUUCUAUGAAAGAAUUAAAAGAGUAUGAAAACAGCAUUAUAGAAAAACAACAACAAGAACCACCCUCACCAAAAGACCCCCCAUUAACCAAGGUUGCAUCCCCAAAAAUAAUAACCUACAGGAAAUCAAAACGAACAGUCAGCGAUACAUCAGGAAUAUUUACCAGCACAGCAACAUCGUCCAUGUUUUCUCCAUCUUCGGCAACCCCUCCUCCCCCGCCACCCCCAAGUUCAAAAUACGACACUCGUCUAUAUGUUGACGAAAUUUAUAAGGAUACGACAUAUCACUUUGCAACCAUGAAUCGUAAUGUCGAUUUUCAUCAAAUAUUCCCUUCGGUAGAUUUAACCGAUCGAUUAUUGGAUGAUUUUGCUUGUGCAUUAAGUCGAGAAAUAUUAUUACAAGGAAGAAUUUACUUGACUGAGAAUUAUAUUUGUUUUAAUUCGAAUUUAUUGGGGUGGGUUACGUCAUUGGUUAUAACUAUGGAUGAAAUCAUCCGGAUUGAGAAGAGAUCGACGGCGGGGUUGUUUCCGAAUGGAAUUGGGAUUGUGACGAGGGAUGCAAAACAUAUUUUUGCCAGUUUUAUAUCAAGAGAUGCCACUUUUGAGAUGAUGGUGGCGGUGUGGAAGGGUUCAACUGGAAGAGAAAAGUUUGAAGAAGAUAGACCCGACGAAGGAGAUGGAAAGAGUAAUGAUGGGAAAGAAAAUGGUGAACGACGGAUUAGUGAUGGUCUGGCUGUAAGCGAGACAGCUCAAGCUGAUUUAAAUUCAAGUAAAAUUGAAUCCUAUAUAAUGACUAUUGACGGCGAUGACGAAGCCGAACGACAUACAAGUGAAGAAGGAAGUAAUGAUGAAAGCGAAUAUGAAGAUGAUGACGAAGAUUACGAUGACGACGAUAAUGACGAACAACAAGAAGACAUAGAAGAACUUACAAAAAUACAAACUCCCCCUUUGAAAAAGCAAAAGGUUACCACAACAACAACAGCUGCCACCAGAAUCCUAAAACUCAAACCGGAAUCCCUUUACAAAAACAAAGGACCCGAUGUACAUUCCCCCACCAAAGCCCGAGUUGAAAAAAACCCAGCUGAAGUUGAACUCGCAGAUGAAAUAAUCGACGCACCUAUGGGUGUCGUAUUUGCAAUCCUAUUCGGCCCCAAUCCAAAAUUCCAACUCACCUUCCUUGAAUCUCAUGACGGAUCAGAAAUAUCCCCAUAUGGAGAAUUCUCCCCCACCGAAGAAGAUCCAACCAUAUUACAACGCACCUUCACCUACAGACGUGCGCUCGGAUUCCCCAUUGGACCAAAAUCAACUCGAUGUAACGUGACUGGAACCAUCGAACAUUUGAAUCUAUCAGAUUAUGCCGUAGUUGUGAGCACGACAAAUACUCCCGAUGUGCCCCUGGGAGGAUCAUUUUCAGUUAAGACGAGAUAUGUCUUCAGUUGGACUACUGAGAAUAAGACAAAUUUGGUGAUUUCCCAUUUGGUGGAUUGGAAUAGUCGAUCAUGGAUGAAGAAUGUGAUUGAAAAACUGAGUUUGUCAGGUCUGAGUGCGAUUACUAAGGAGAUGAUGGAGGAGUUGAAGAAGGAGAUUAAGGAGAAUACAUACUAUAUCGAUGGACCUCCUGUUGCGGCCGAGGCAGGAGAAGUGGCUGUGGUGGCAACUAAAGAGAAGGCUGCUAAGAAGGUGAAGGCUGCUAAGAUAAGUAAAGCCAAACCUGAAGUCGCUGUCGUGUCGGGUGCUAAUCAACUUAUUAGGAAUAAUAUUGUCAUUGUGUGUUAUUUGUUAUUAUCAUUCUUGGUUCUACUUUUGAUCCUACAAUUGAGAUUAUUUAGAGUUGUGAAUGAGACGAAUGAAAUAUCUAAAGGACAAUUAAUCUGGUUGAAUGCUCAAUUAACAUAUGCUAUUUUGCGAUUACAAGGGGAUAAUCAAUUAGUUACGAAAUUUGAGGAAGUACAGAAAGAUAACAAAUUAUGGAAAUGGACCAAUAAAGAAUUUGGAAAAGAAUUAUCACCGGUUGAGAAGUUUGAAUUUUUGACAUCGCAAUUACAGGGUAUUUAUCAAGAGAAUAACGAGAAGAAUUUGAAGAAUCUGAAGACAAACAAGAAGAAGGAACUGCCGCUCGAUCAAUUGGGUGACUUUCUCGAUCUGGUAAUCAAUAAUCAGGACCUCGAUAGUGUUCGCAGGUUUAUUAAAGAGUUAUUGUAA